Messenger RNA from Naegleria gruberi, 1146 nucleotides. RefSeq lists its product as uncharacterized. Gene Ontology annotation, biological process: nucleocytoplasmic transport; activation of GTPase activity. The record is from RefSeq and is a predicted model, not a curated record. Gene Ontology annotation, molecular function: GTPase activator activity; small GTPase binding. Gene Ontology annotation, cellular component: perinuclear region of cytoplasm; nucleus; cytosol. The transcript has a single exon. Lineage: Eukaryota; Heterolobosea; Eutetramitea; Acrasida; Naegleriidae. The coding region runs from base 1 to 1146 and encodes 381 amino acids.
AUGCAGAAUUUGAAAUCACUCUCCAUUGUUGGUAAUGGAUUAGUGGAUGAACAUUUGAAAGAAAUUAGUGAAAUGAAAGGUUUAACUUUACUCGAUGUGAGUGAGAAUAAGUUUGGAAAGGAAGGUGCGGAAAAAAUUAGUGGAAUGGUUGGAUUGACCACAUUGAAUAUUAAUGAUAAUUAUAUACUUGAUGAAGGGGCUAAAUUCAUUGGAACGAUGAAACAAUUGACCUUGUUGAAAAUGAAAUAUUGUGAAAUUAGAGAAGAAGGUGCGAGAGCAAUAAGUGAAUUGAAAAAUUUAACAUUUCUCAAUCUGCAUGGUAAUUUUAUAGGUGAUAAAGGAGCCAGCUAUAUAAGUGAAAUGGUCAAUCUGACACAUCUCAAUGUUGGUAGCACCCAAUUGACAGCUGAAGGGGCAAGACAUGUUAGUGGACUCAAAAAUCUGAAAUCUCUAUUGAUUCAUACCAAUCAAAUUGGACAUCAAGGAGCAAAGUGGAUUAGUACAAUGAAAGAUCUGGAAGGGUUGACUUCACUUGAUGUUAGUGGAAACUCCAUUCUUGAUCAAGGAGUACAAUAUUUGAGUGAAAUGUCAAAUCUGACACAUUUAGAUAUUGGAAGUAAUCAUGUUGGAGUUAAAGGAAUUGAAUCAAUUAUUGGAAUGAAAGGAUUAAUCUCGCUAAAUGUCAGUAGUAAUGAUUUGGGAUCAUCAGGAGCAAAGUUAAUCAGUGGAAUGUCAAAUUUAACCUCACUAAACAUUUCAGCCAAUCGACUAUUAGGUGAAGGAGCUAAAUUUAUUGGAGAAAUGCAUAACGUAACAAUAUUAGUUAUCAGAAACAAUGAUAUUGGUGAUGAAGGAGCCAAAUUCAUUUGUAAAAUGAAACAAUUGAAAUCUCUCAAUGCUGUGUAUAAUAGAAUAUCUUCGAAAGGAUUUGAAUCAAUAAGUGAAAUGAAACAAUUAACAUCACUUGAUAUUGGUUACAACAGUAUUGACUCAAAAGGAGCUAAAUCUGUUCGCAAAUUGAAAAAUUUGACUUCUCUCAAUGUCAGAAGUAAUAUGAUAGAUGAUGAAGGAUUGAAAGCUAUUGGUCAACUCAAAAUUCCUUAUCUAACCACUGGAUAUCAACAAGCAAAACAAUCCAAUAAUUAA